UUUGGCAAUCGGCAUGUAAUACUGAACAAAUCGAGCGCAGUUUUAGGAGGCUGGGUAGGACUUGAGUAUGGCUAUAGAGCUGUACAAGUAAUCAAUAACGCCGAGUUUAGUGAAUUUCAUAAUAAAAGUAACGUGUUUCAACUUGUCAGUUAUAGCUCACUUAGCUUAAAGUACCGGCAAGUUUAAUAUAGUAUCUUAAUUUGACAGUUUAAGAUCAUGGAUCACGCGAAACACAAACAGUCUGAAAAGCAAGUUGCCUAUUCUACCGACUUUGUCAACGGGCAUGUGGAGGAGAGAGCACAGGUGCCGAAGUCGCCCAACCGGACCAGGGGUCAGCAGGUAGUGCCCGGUGAGGAGACGAGAUCGCAUUCGUCAGCUGUCAUGGAGAGCUGGAAAGAGGAACGCACUCGGAGCAUAGAGGACAACGAGAUGAACCUGCCCAGCAUCGCCGCCGCGUACACCACUAUCCUUAGGGGUCUGGGAGAAGACCCCCUCCGACAGGGGCUUCUGAAAACCCCGUGGAGAGCCGCCACCGCCAUGCAGUUCUUCACUAAGGGCUACCAGGAGAAAAUAUCAGACGUGCUGAACGACGCUAUCUUUGACGAGGACCAUGAUGAGAUGGUGAUUGUGAAAGACAUCGACAUGUUCUCAAUGUGUGAGCACCACCUGGUGCCCUUCAUUGGCAAGGUGCAUAUAGGUUACCUUCCCAACAAGAGAGUCGUGGGUCUGAGCAAAUUGGCCAGAAUUGUUGAAAUCUAUAGCAGAAGAUUACAAGUCCAGGAGAGGUUGACGAAGCAGAUCGCUGUCGCCAUCACAGAGUCUCUGCAGCCGUCUGGAGUGGGGGUCGUGAUCGAGGCCAGCCACAUGUGCAUGGUGAUGCGUGGUGUGCAGAAAAUGAACAGCAAGACUGUGACCAGCACCAUGCUGGGUGUGUUCAGGGAGGACCCCAAAACCAGAGAGGAGUUCCUGAAACUGAUCAAGGACUGAGUACCAGCCUCCUGCUACCCUCGCCCCACAUGCUACUGCCAGACAUCUCCCCUGGAAACGAGCCGCUGAGCAGUGCGAUCAGAGCCUAACCCAGACCAGCCUGCUGAGAGCGGUGCACGAGUCUCUUUAGUGUACUUUACUGGAAACGACCAGGGAGGUUUUUUUUUUGUUUACUUCAGUGACGAAAGCAGUGUGUCAGUACUGUGUCUAUCACUGUUUAGAUCAUUAACACAUGCCCCCUUUUUGCAACAGUUGCUGUUGAAAAUCAGUCCCACACCUCUGCCAUUCAAUGGUGCUUUUGUGUAGAAGGUACUUUUACCAGCAGUUGUGUUUCAAAUGCUUGUCAUCAAGAUCAUCCCAUAGCUGCCAUGAAAUUGAACUUGAAAGCCAGUAAGAGAGGAGCGCACUUGACAAGAGGUCAAGAAGCGUGAGGUGUAUCUGUAUUAACUGUACCAUCAGUCCUUAUGAAAGCAGUGUGGAUUAUUCUGCAGACUAGCCUAUAGAAACGAUAAUAAUUCUAUAGGGGCUGUACAAUCCGUUAUUUCAUUGUUUUUAAUGUUGUUAUAUUGGUAUGUGUAUAACGUUAGUGAAAAAAAAAAUCUCUUUAAAAAUAAAUUUAAAAAAUCACUACAUUUCCUGUAGUUUAAUUUGGUGCUGUGGAUGUGUGUGAGUGUGACAAACAAAAUGUAGUUUGAAUUCUUACUUUUUGUAGAAAGAAACCAGAGUCUUGUCUUUGUACAAUUAACCAGCGGACUGUACUCCUUUCUGUUUGUAAAUUGGGAUGUUCAGUCUGCUCCGCUCAUCUUUGCUGUAGAAACGGUUUACAUUUGUUUUAUGAUUUUAUUGUCCUGGGGCAUUAAUGCUUCUUUCUGUGAUAUGAGGUUCCUCUCAGACGAGGUUUACAACGUGAAGUGCAGAGUCCAGGAAGACUCGUAAGAACAGCUGCUCAGGUUGGGAAGAGCGUGCGGGAGGGGUACAGCUGCACCCACGUGGCCUUGCUUUGAGGGGGGCUCUGGGGACAGGCAUCCCUCUCCACUCUCACUAUCUGGCGCAGGGCUUGAAUUCUUAACACAGUUUAUUGAUGUCAUGCAGGUGAAACAUUUUUAAUGUCCAGUUGCAUUUAUUAUUCUUGAAAACAAUGAUAUACAAACUAGACAAUAUUGCAAAGUUGUGUUUUUUUUUUUUUUUUUUUUUUUUUUUUAAAGAGCGAUUAAGCUGUUUCUAAAUCUUCAGUGUGGUGGAAUCCCUGCCUUGCUUAUUGUUCAGGUUUUGCCAGGGAUGCUUAUGUAGCGACACCUGGUGGAAGCAUGCUGUAACUUCCGUUGCCUGUUUCUGUUGAAAAACAUGUCAAAAGCAAGCGGAACCCGAACCGUUGUCGGCAUUGCCCAAGACAUUCCCUACACACCUCAGCACAUUCAGGAAGAUUUUGAAAUGAGACGGCCUGCAUUGGAGACAUCUUUCAUCAAACCUUUUUUUUUUAUUUUAAUACUUUUCCCGUUGCCUGUGGGUAUAACAUAGACCCCACACAUAAACACAAAGAUACACGAAUAGACACACAAACACAAAGCUACCCAUGCUUACACACGACUGGGCAUUGAUUCAGCACACAAUACAUAUCAUGACACAAUAGUCAAAAGCAUUAUGCAGUAUGUUAGACCUCCAAUUUACAAACACACACAUAAAACAAACAUGCACCCCCCCUCUCUCAUUACAGAGGGAUGCACAUGACUCUUUACACUGGCAUUAGAAGCAUAUACAGGGUAACGUGAUGAGCUGACCACACUAGUCCGCUGACAGAAGGGCUUCUGUUUCACCCAGCUUUACAUAACACAGAAUCACCAGCAAAGGUUUAUAAAUGUUAUUAAAUAGUUCUUAUCUGCUACUUAUGUUUUUUAUUAUUAUUAUUAUUAUCAUCGUCACUAUUUUGCUUCCUCUGUAUUUUCUUUUAAAACUCCAUAUAAAAUAAUUUUACAUUUGGCGUAGAUGCAUGAGUACAAAAGAAAAAGGCACUGCCGUUUGUUAUUCUAAAUAUCUGACUUCACAGAUUUAUGCAUGCAUUUUAUAUAAAUAUGCUUUUUUUUUUUUUUUUUCAAAUUGCUCUAAACCUGCAGUCAAUACAGGCCCUGAAGAGACAGCCCGAGGGAAACACACAAAGUUAAACUGCAGGAAAUCACAACCAUUUCUGUGCAUUCUACUACAAUCAGACUCUGGAUUUACUCAACUAUUUCUCAUAGCAUGAAGUGUAGUAUUUUUCACUGUAGCAGUGUAGUAUUUCAGACUAGUUAUCAGGCAAGUAAUAAACUAUGGUAUCAGUUGAAUAAAAAUAGACCAAAAAUACAAAUCAAAAAUACACCAUAUUCUAUAAGUACAGUUCCUGCAAACUGCGUAUUCCCAGUAUUUAUUUUAUUGCCUGGGAGCCCUUAGCUAUACCGUGGCACACUGGAUAACAUGCUUGGUAAAUAACAGUACACCACCAGGAUGCCAACAGUUACAUGUAUUCUAUUUUUUGCCAGGAGGGGGUGGUCUGGAGGCGCAGGACUGUGGAGCAGGCAGUGUACUGCUAUUGCACUAAGAUACUGAGGUCACACCUGGAGCCUCUGCAGUGAUUGUAACAGACCUAACGUCAUCACAAGUCGCACACACAGAUACACGUAUAUAGGUAAUACAUGUACGGAGGGCUGUAUGUGAGAAAUAUUCCUUUUUGGUGUUUGCACACCAUAUUGCUUGCUUACAGUAUUUGUAGUUUGCACAGCAAGCGCUAGCCAUACUUUUACUGUACUUGCAUAUCAAAGUUUUGGCCCAGUAUAGUAUACAGACAUUAGCAAUCAAAAUGGCAUGCUGCGUCUCAAAAUACAAAAAAAUUAAACUAAGUAAUGAUGCUCUUUUGAAAUACUACCCUUGAUAUAUAAUUAGUAAAACAUUUUAAAAGCACAUUUGGUCAAUUGAAUGUUGUAUACUUUCUGGAAUAGCCUAGAAUAAUGCUAACCUUUCCUUUAGGUUACUUAUAGGGUACUAUUGAGUAAGCUAUACAGCCUAAUGGCUGGUUUCCAGAUUGCAGGUGGAAUAAAUGCAACAAUGCUCUGUGCUGCCUGCACUUAGACGCAGCACCCCGCCCGGACGCUGGGACCCUGCUAAGCUGAUCAGUGGCAACAGCCCUCCCCUUGCUUCUUGCGUUUUAUUGAAACACAGUGGCUGCUCUCAUCCGAAUCUCAAAAUAGCUCAACAAUCCCAAAGAAAAACUGGUAUGUCAUUUUUCUCAUCCUAUAACUUUAAUAAGAGAUUAUAUUUCAAAAUGAAAAAUAAAAAAACGUAACUAUGCUAAUAUCUGAGAUGCACUUAUGGACACCAGCCACAGCAAGUUAAUACAAAGAGUAUCUUAAAUAAUACAUCCAACGAAUGUAACAGCUACCUCCGCAACAGCAAUCGAAAAAGAAAUAAAUAAUAAUUUGAAUCUGAAAAUAGUUUUUAGGACUUCUCCUCAAUUUCGGUGUGUCUUGUCUGAGUUUUUCAGAAACAGUUUACACUAAGUGGCAUCAAUAACACUGGUCCAGUUGUGUUACUGUUUAACUGCUUGUGUAAUUCAUUAGUUUUGGAAGCCACUCAUUACACUUGUAGCAGUGUUGUUAGUGUGUAAUUUCAGUGUCAUUAACGCCACCCAUAUUAUAGUGUCACCAGUCAUACCAGUAUUUUGCGCUGACAAUUUAAACAUCAUUUACAUUACUUUGCACAGCCAUGCAUUUCCACGCACUGAACUGUACUUCACUUCAUGAAAGCCUCUCCCAAAUGCAACCCUACUGGGUUCACUGCAGUCCAUUCCAGUACCAGAUUCUGAUUCAACCAAAUUGUGAAAACCAGCCUGCACAGCUUUCUGGUGCACAUACAAGGCAGUGCUUUAGUGUCCAAACCCCUACCUUCAGUAUCCCUCUGAACAACACAAGGUUAUUCCCAAAUCAGGAUUAACAGCACAUUCACAGCUGCCCAUGUUAACACACAGUGUAUCAUCAGUGUCAUUACAGAGGGCCAAUGUGACAUGCAGAGGCCUCACGGGUGAUUACAGCUGUUCAGGGAGCUGCAGGAAAGAUACAGGAGAUGAAAUCAUGGGGUUAAACUGAAAUAAAACUCCCACCUUACUUUAAGAAUAUUCUACAGGCAGUAUUAUCCCUGACCUCUGAAUGACCCUGCAUAGCAGGGUAACUUCACCCCCAGCUGUACAUUUCAGAACUGAAGAGUAUUUUAAUACUUCUGGCACUUGAACUGGACUUCAUUUCAAGUCGCGAAAAAAAACUCUGGCCACGGCAGUCUACUGGAUUUGACUCACUAAGGCCUUGUUUCUGCUUGACAACUCGUAAGGGAGAAUCCCAGAUUUCUAUCACAAACAUUUGGAAUACUCCCAGG
Molecule: messenger RNA, 5382 nt
Organism: Polyodon spathula (Mississippi paddlefish)
Lineage: Eukaryota; Metazoa; Chordata; Actinopteri; Acipenseriformes; Polyodontidae
Product: GTP cyclohydrolase 1-like
Exons: 6
Coding region: 217-987 (256 amino acids)
Biological process (GO): tetrahydrofolate biosynthetic process; tetrahydrobiopterin biosynthetic process
Cellular component (GO): cytoplasm
Molecular function (GO): GTP cyclohydrolase I activity; GTP binding; zinc ion binding
Source: RefSeq, a predicted model, not a curated record